AUGGCUGUGACAGGAAACGGGGAUGUUUCAGCAUUCGAGGAGUAUCAGGACGGAGACCUGGAAAAGGCUCUUGAGGAGUCAGGGGUGGUCGAGGAAGUGGUCGAGGAAGUCCAGAUCGUUGAAGAUGGUAAUGCCGUAGACGAGAUGCUGCUCGCAGAAGCAGCUCUUGCCGAGGAUGCCGGCGAGGAGCUCCCAGAGGAUCUCCCGGAGCUGUUGGAGGCGCUCCCGGAGGAGCUGCCAGAAGAUCUUCCGGAGGAGCUGGAGCUCCAAGAGGAGGUCUUUGCCGAACUCGGCGUGGAGGAUUCCCAAGAGGAGCUAAAGCUGGAAGAGGAGGUCCUCGCCGAACUGGGUGUGGAGGAUUCCCAGGAGGCCAUCGUUUUGGGGGACGAUGAGGAUGAGGACAACGAAGGAGUUCAAGAUCAUCUUAUGGAUGCAGUCGAAGGCACUUUACGCUUGAAGCGAUUGCUAUCUCAAGAUGACGAGGCUCCAGAAGAAGCUCUCGCUGGCAAGAAACGCCGCACAAAGAAGGACGAUGCAAGCCCUGCAGCUGAUGAGGUCAGAAUCCAGCAGCUGCUCACGCGAUGGGGAUUGCUGCAGGACAAGGUGACCAGAUAUGUUCUGGAGAGCCUGACGCCGGCCGAACUUCAGAUGUUGGGCGACACCUACGUACCCGACAAGUUCAAUCAGUGGCGAGGUCCUGGAGAGCUGAUUGUUUGCCAGAUUGCAGCAAUGAAAGAGCGAGUAGGAGCGGGUGGUGGAGCUGCUGAUUCCAUCGUGGCUUUCAGACACAGAUGGAAGAUGAACGCGGACGAAGAGGCCAUGCUGCGAGGGUUGUCUCACAAGGAUCUGCGGUAUGUCAUGCAGGAGUUCGAUGGUGAGACCUCACUUGAGGACUUUCUUCCACAGGCCAGUAGCUCUGUGGCCGAUGAGUCCAUUGCGGAGGGCACUCUGCCAGACGAGCCAGGCCAGCCUGUGGUCUCACGGUUCAACCGUCUCGAUCUCAUCGAUCCCUUGGCGGACUGCGCUGUGUUCGGGGACGCCAACCUUAGCUUCGCCCUGAAGCUGGCAAAGCACAGAGAGGCUCUGGGAGAUGUGGGAAGAGUUAUUGCGACAACCUUUGAGACACUCGAAUGUCUUCGCGAGCGUUACCAGGAAAUUGAUGCAACAAUCAAGACUCUGGAAGGUCUGUAUUCUGAGGUCUACCACGGUGUGGACUGCACUCGAAUUGCAGUGGACAGCCGGUUUCACGGCAUGGAGGGCAGCCUGGGAGCAGUGUACUACAACUUUCCGCAUGCCGGUGCUGUCAGCGGUUUUUUCGAUGGCCAUCCCUGCGUCAACUGGCGCCACGAGAACCUGAUGAGACUCUUUUUUCGAGCUCUUCGCUCCUUCAUGAAGCCCGGAGGCCUGGUCAAGGUUUCAUCAAGCAAAGGUGCGGUUGGAGUGAGAUGUUACUACAUCACGGAAGCAGCUCAGGAGAACGAGUUCGUUCACAUUGAGACGAUGCCAUUCCAGGAUUGGCACCUUCAUCGGUAUGGCCGCUCAUACGGAGACAAGCGAGAUGUGUAUCGCAGGCCCGGUCAAGGCGAGGGCUACAACGUGCAACGCGCGGAAGCAGACAUGGUGUACACUUUCAAGUAUGCACCGUCGGGUGAGACGCUUCCGCCACAAAGUAUCCGCAUGCCACCGAAGUUUGGUGUGCUGAAGUCGUGCCCAGAUGGCCCGUUCAGGACGCUCUUCGGAGAGGCGCGGGAACGGCAUGCCACUGCGCUUUACAAGCGGUUUGUCACGGAGUGUUCAGGCACCCAUGUUGGCUAG
Molecule: messenger RNA, 1815 nt
Organism: Symbiodinium natans
Lineage: Eukaryota; Dinophyceae; Suessiales; Symbiodiniaceae
Source: the annotation of a GenBank genome assembly